AUUCAGCGUUGUAAACACGACAACACGUACUUGUUUUUAGGUCCACCUGUCAUGUGGAAGUAGGGUCUCAUAUGGCAAGAAUGAUGGAGCUUUAUUGUGCAUUAAUUAAAAAAAUGCACUGUGCGGAAAAAAUAGUUUACUCAGAGUUUGUGACUCAUUCUUUUCUUUUCGUUUCCACAGUCUUUAUAAACAAGUUUUAAAUUAAAGUCGAACAGUAUGUCGACGCCACAAGCAGAAGAUUGUCGACUCUUAAGUCUUAAUAUGUAUUCCAUCAACGACCAAACACCAGUGAUCAACAAAUGUGCUACCUGGUUGUUAAUUCAUCUCUCGUGUUUCACAGAUCCCAUAUGAAAGAAGAAACUUGACAGUAUGUUCUCUCUGUUUUAAGUUUCACGUACCCCACAGUGUUCCAAGCUUGGCAAACUUUAGUGGGAGCAGUCAUUUUUAAAUACUUGAAUGCAAAGAAAAUGCUAGAUGUUGUUCCAUUGGAUAGAUCAGCAGCUUUGCAGUUGCUGCCACACUGCGUCUUCUUUGUUGGUGGUAUUGUUGCUGGAUCGAAAGCAUUAUCGAAACUUCCUAUUCCGGUAUUCGUGAGUGUGGGUAGCCUUCCAAGAGUUUGUGUGUUCCUGCUGGACUAUGUGUCAUCAGCUAUCAAGGCUACAGCAUUGCAGCUGACUGCAGGGUUGGUUUGCUUAUUGGCAGCUACAUCUGUCAUCUUGCUGGACGUGAGUCUGCCUUUUGCAGAUUCGGGAUACACCUGGCUGUUGGCACAUGUUGUUUUCAUAACAGCUCAAAUUCUGCAUGGCAGGAUAACUGACAGUCACUACACAGAGACAGAUAAGCUGUAUUAUAGCAACAUUUUUAGUGUUGUCGUGUUGGCCCCUGCAAGCUUUUACUUGGAGGAGGCAUUCUCCGUGUUGCACUUCCGCCACAGGCGGCAGAUAAGAUUCUAUAUUGGUUGUCUGUGCAGCGGAGUGCUGGGAACAUGUCUGCAGCUAUGGGCUCCACAGACAAGGGCCGCUCCACAGGCUAAUGCUGUGGCACGUAUGGUUGCCUGCUUGUUAGCAGUGCCUGUAUUUGGACAUCAUAGUCCCGACUGGCAGACUGUGUCUGGAGUCGCAGUGAUAGGUCUCGUUUGUGCAACCAUUGUACCAUCUUUAGAUGAAGUAGAACCAAAAGAGAAACAUACAGAUUUACUAUCAGUAUGAUUGUCAAGAGGCUGAUAUUUCUCCAGAUAGAAAACUGCAUUUAUUGUAAUUUGACCAUAGAUGAAUUUUUUAUUUUUUUAUUUUUCUGUAAGCAGAAAUAAGUCAAGACUUCUGCAAAAGAACUGACAAAGACAUUUUUUUCUAUAUUUCAGUGCUCAAUUAUAAGUACUUGAUUAUUGUGUUAGGGACUAUGUUUGUUAAUAUUGAUUUUUUUGUACAUUGUGGUGCUGGAAGGAAAAACUUCAGAUUAUGACAAAUGGAAAUCAUGUACCUUAUUAUGAGAAAUGGGAAUUAUGUACCUUAAAUUUGAGAGAAAAGUCUCCUUUCAUUUGAAACUUGCACAUUCCUCAUCCAAGCAAAACUGUUUCCUCCUAGGAUUUUGCUAUUUUUCAUUGAGUGUGCUAGGAAACUUGUAUGUUGUUUAUCACUGAGUACCGUUUUACUCUAUUGCUUCUUAUCAGACUUAUGACAGUUAUUGAAAUCACAAGAAUGGCUUCCUUUUUUAUAGAUGUAUAUGUUCCCAUAGGUUAAGAAAUGCAAGUUUUCAUUGUAAUGUUCAGAAAUGCCUGUUUUGGUUUUUUUAUCUGUAAAAGUGAAUGUAACCUAUGCUAAUGAAACUGCUAUUUUAGCUGAACUUCACUUUCCUGACGCGUAAGAAAAAUCAGUAAUUCGUAUUCCUGCAGUGAAGUUAACCUCUUUCAGAAUGCCAGAGAUAUUUGCAUUCACACACCCACGCACACGUGCGCAUGCACACAGAUGCUCGCAUGCCCCCCUCCCCCCCCCCCCCCUCACACACACACACACACACACACACACACACACACACACACACACACACUAAAAAAGUGAUUGUCUUCUGGUUCUCUAGUUAGUUUAGUUACAAUAUUGUAACCAAGACAUUUUCAAAGUGGUUACAUUAGAUGCUGCACCUUGGUAUGUAUCGAGUGAUAAAAAUGUCCUGAGAAACCAGUGUGUGCCAACAUUUUGAAGCCCUACCUUAUUGUCUUGUUUUGAAUAUAUUGUCAAAGACUGCUGUGUCCUUUGAAAGCUGUAAUUUCUUUUUCAAUACACUGAUUCCAAUAAGGAAAUAACAGGCAAACUGUUGAGAACCUAGUAAGUGAAUGUAAAAUUUCCAUAACUUAGAAAAAAGAAAAAAUCAGUAAGGUUGCCUAGGAAAUUGUGUUGAUUUUUUAAAAAGUAGUUUUAUGCUGUUACUUGGACAACCAGAUUGUAUUUAUCUUCGUUUGUGAAUGACAUCUCACAUUAGGUGUUUGAACAAAGUCUAAUUUGCAACUACAUACCUGAAAACUGCUCUUGUUCAAUUACAGGAAUGCCAAUAAACAUUGCUCUAUUUCCAAGCUCUAUAAAUACUAGUUUGUUGAAGAGUGAGUUUCAUCAUUUCAGUGUACCAUAAGGUAUUUAAAAUACUCCAAACCGGGAGGAUUUCUUGAGGAUCAACUGCUGGAAGCUCCACAAAAGACUGACUUUCUGCAAUAAAGUCCCCAUUAAUCCAUGACAUUGCUAUACCUUAGAGGGCAUCCUCAAGAUUUACUGACUCAAAAAUAUCUUACAUUUGCAGCAUCUCAGGAGUAGAAGUAGCAUCUGGGGAAAUUUCUAUCAUUUGUAAGAAUUUUCAGGUUGAGAGAAGUCACGUUCACUUGUAUUAUUUAAAAUCUCUGUAAUCUCAUCUACAGUUAACUCAGACUGAAAGGAAACAUGGAUAUUGUAGAGACAGACAUUCCUGAAGUUACCUAGCCUUAAAUGCUCAUUGUUAUGUGGAUGAAAAAAAGUUCAGUUCUGUAUUUUAUAUGUAUUUAAAUAUACUGAAAUAAUUUGUUCACUGCUGCUUA
Molecule: messenger RNA, 3058 nt
Organism: Schistocerca nitens (vagrant locust)
Lineage: Eukaryota; Metazoa; Arthropoda; Insecta; Orthoptera; Acrididae
Product: transmembrane protein 241-like
Exons: 6
Coding region: 468-1208 (246 amino acids)
Source: RefSeq, a predicted model, not a curated record